Phycodurus eques (leafy seadragon) is the source of this 1051-nucleotide messenger RNA. It is a transcript of the gene cldn7a, whose product is annotated as claudin 7a. The coding region runs from base 111 to 752 and encodes 213 amino acids. Lineage: Eukaryota; Metazoa; Chordata; Actinopteri; Syngnathiformes; Syngnathidae. Gene Ontology annotation, molecular function: structural molecule activity. Gene Ontology annotation, cellular component: plasma membrane; bicellular tight junction. The transcript is spliced from 4 exons. Gene Ontology annotation, biological process: bicellular tight junction assembly; cell adhesion. The record is from RefSeq and is a predicted model, not a curated record.
GCACACACACAUACUCACACGCGAGUGCUUUUUGCGUUGCGCUUGCACCCAAUUGCAGGACUUUGAGUACAUUCCGGAGAAGAGGCCUCGUUUCUUUUUGGGAAGGACAAAUGGCCAAUUCCGGGAUUCAACUUUUGGGAUUCUUCAUGUCGCUGACUGGCAUCGUGGGCCUGAUCAUCGGGACCAUUCUGCCCCAGUGGAAGAUGUCCGCCUACAUCGGGGACAACAUCAUCACGGCCGUGGCCAUGUACCAGGGAUUGUGGAUGUCGUGCGCCUUCCAGAGUACGGGACAGCUCCAGUGCAAGAUCUACGAUUCCAUCCUGCAGCUUGACAGUUCCCUUCAGGCCACCCGGGCGCUGAUGAUCGUGGGCAUCAUCGUGUCCGUGGCGGGCCUGGGCGUGGCCUGCGUGGGCAUGAAGUGCACCACCUGCGGAGGGAGCGACAAGCUCCGCAAGGCCCGCGUGGCCAUGACGGGCGGCAUCAUCCUGUUAGUGGGAGGGCUGUGUGCCAUCGUGGCUUGCUCCUGGUUCGCUCACAACGUCAUCCGGGCCUUCUACAACCCCUACACUCCUGUCAACACCAAGUUUGAGUUCGGCGCCGCCAUCUUCAUCGCGUGGGGCGGUUCCCUCCUGGUCGUCCUGGGCGGGGCCACGUUGGCCGCCUCUUGUCCGCGAAAGAAGCACGUGUCCAAGUACCCGUCGGUGGCGAGUUCCCGCUCCGGGCCUGCGAGCAGCAAUAAGGAAUACGUCUGAAUGUCUGUCACUUGUUGUCCUUCUACAAAGAUAUCCCAGUGAACCACAAAAAGUGGGGCUUUCUGUUGUUUGUGCAUUGAAUGACUGCUCGAGUUGGACGCAGCAUUGUGCUAUUCGCAAUGACUGUACAUUGGAAGAAACAGGUGGGCCUACAGGCAGCUUCAACGUCGGCUACGGUUUCGGAAGACUCGCGCAUGCUUGCUUCGUAGUCACGCAGAUGCCUUUGAUCAACACUAUUUAUUGGGCCAAUUGUAGGAUGACUUUUAGAUUCCGGACUUGUAGAUUGAGCUCUGAUUUCG